This is a messenger RNA of Pelodiscus sinensis (Chinese soft-shelled turtle), 1376 nucleotides long. Lineage: Eukaryota; Metazoa; Chordata; Testudines; Trionychidae. The record is from RefSeq and is a predicted model, not a curated record.
CAGGUUUGUUUUUUUGCUUUGCACUGUGGUUUUGGCCUUGGAGCCUGAGCUGUCCCUGAGCAGGCGAUGGCCACACACUGUGAUGAUGGAAGUUCUGCUGCAUCUUCAUGAGAGCAUCAUGUCAUUUGCGGCAGAGCUGGAUUCAGAGCCCAGCUUUGAGCCCCUCACUCAGGGUGCAGCCCUACUGCCCUUGCCCCCGAACUUAUUCCGGAACAGGCAAGUUUGGAGGCUGGUCACCAGUUCUGACUGGUGGGACCGGCUUGUUAUGCAGCAAUGGGUCGACGACCAGUGGCUCUGAAACUUCCGCAUGCGGAAGUCCACCUUCCAGGAGCUCUCUGCCUGGUUUGCUCCUGCCCUGCAAUGCUAGGACACCUGCUUGUGGGACACCAUCCCCCGGAGAAGCGCGUUGCUAUUGCUCUGCGGAAGCUGGCCAUCCCCAAUAGCUACCGCUCUGUGGGACAUCAGUUUGGCGUGGGGAGGUCUACCGUCAGAGCUGUCUUGAUGGAGGUGGUGAUGGCCAUCAAUUCGGAGCUGCUUCACAGGACUGUCUGCCUCGGAGACCUGCCUACCAUCUUAGUCGGAUUUGCGGGGCUGGGGUUUCCGAACUGCAGUGGAGCACUUGACAGGACUCACAUCCUGAUCCACGCACCACCCUGUCAAGCAGCACAGUAUAUUAAUAGAAAGGGCUACUUUUCGAUAGUGCUGCAGGCUCUGGUCGACCACCUGGGACAAUUCACAGACAUUUGUGUUGGGUGGGCAGGCCAGGCACACGAUGCCCACAUAUUCCAGAACCUGUACCGCAGGCUGCAGGCUGGAGCAUUCUUUCCAGAGAGGAACUAUGCAGUCGGGGAUGUGCAGAUGCCUACGUGCAUCGUGGCCAAUGCGGCGUACCCCCUUAUGCCCCAGCUCAUGAAGCCCUACACCGGCCACCUGGAUUCAAGCAGGGAACUGUUUAACUCCCACCUGAAUCAGGCUCACUUCCAGGUAGGGUGUGCCUUCGGCCAUCUGAAAGGCAGAUUUAGAUGCCUGCUCACUCGACUGGUCAUGGGGGAACAUAACAUCCCCAAUGUGGUUGCAGCAUGUUGUGUGCUGCACAAUGUAGUGGAGAGGUAAGGGGAGGCCUUCCUCCCUGUAUGGGGGACACAGGCUGAUGUGGAGGGGAGGCACUUUGAGCAGCCCCAGAGAGCUGCAAUCUGGCAAGCCCACCAGCUGGGCUUGCGCAUUUGAGAAGCCGUGAGGGAGCAGUUCUCCCAAGGAGGCCGAUGAUUUUCCCCAGGGCCUUCCAAAUGUGGGAUUGCUCCAUGCCCCCAGUGCCUUCCUCCCCAAAACCCCUCCUGGCUCCACAUUCACACGUACUCAUUCAUCACACACUGAGA